This is a messenger RNA of Tupaia belangeri chinensis (Chinese tree shrew), 964 nucleotides long. It is a transcript of the gene BATF, whose product is annotated as basic leucine zipper ATF-like transcription factor. The coding region runs from base 281 to 658 and encodes 125 amino acids. Gene Ontology annotation, biological process: regulation of transcription by RNA polymerase II. The record is from RefSeq and is a predicted model, not a curated record. The transcript has 3 exons. Lineage: Eukaryota; Metazoa; Chordata; Mammalia; Scandentia; Tupaiidae. Gene Ontology annotation, cellular component: nucleus. Gene Ontology annotation, molecular function: DNA-binding transcription factor activity, RNA polymerase II-specific; RNA polymerase II cis-regulatory region sequence-specific DNA binding.
AGUUUCCGCACAUGUGACUUCCAGCGUGAGUUACCAGAAACCACAAGAGAGAGAGCGCGCGCAAGCCCCAACGUGAGCGACAUGUCCCUUUGGGGAGCAGUCCCUCUGCACCUCAGAGCAAGGAGGACGCAGGGGCCAGAGGUGGCUGCAGCUCACACAGAGGAGGUGCCUGGGAGGGUGGUGGGCUGCUGGCCCAGGAGCAGUCAGGUGGGGUGGCCAGCUGCUGACCAGAGGGCCUGGGGUGACUGGGGCUGCGUGGAGAGCCCGGAAGAUCUCAGCCAUGCCUCACAGUUCCGACAGCAGUGACUCCAGCUUCAGCCGCUCGCCUCCCCCUGGCAAACAGGACUCAUCUGACGAUGUGAGAAAAGUCCAGAGAAGGGAGAAAAACCGCAUUGCAGCCCAGAAGAGCCGGCAGAGGCAGACACAGAAAGCUGAUACCCUGCACUUGGAGAGCGAAGACCUGGAAAAACAGAACGCAGCCCUGAGGAAGGAGAUCAAGCAGCUCACGGAGGAGAUGAAGUACUUCACGUCGGUGCUGAGCAGCCACGAACCGCUGUGCUCGGUGCUGGCCAGCAGCACGCCCUCGCCACCCGAGGUGGUGUACAGCGCCCACGCCUUCCACCAGCCCCACGUCAGCUCCCCGCGCUUCCAGCCCUGAGCUUCAGGACCAGGCGAGAGCACGGCCCCCAGCCCGGCCAGUCCUGGCUGCUGUGGUGGGCCUCAGAGGGACACACGGACUGUGGCCAGGCUGCCCUCACUCCUCAGAACUCUCCUUCCAUCUGGAGACCCGGCGCCAGAGGCCUGCGCCAGGAUUGGACACAAGGGCUGGGACGCCAUAGGAAUGCCAGGCCUCCCGGCAGUGUAGGGGAGGCCCAGGGCAAAGGAGUGUCACACAGGAGGCUGGAGCCCCACCGCACAGAGGGAGGAGAGCAAAACAGGCUUAUUUUUUUAAAUAAAUGUUUUA